UCCCCUCCGCUUCUCUCUGUUCAGUCGGUCGCGCGUUACCGAGCCUGGUGGAUGAGUUCGCGAACGCGCUCUCGCUUCGAAGCUGCCGCUGUCGUUUUCGUUGUCGUUUCUGUUUCCGUUGCUGCCGCGACUCGAAUCGUCCAAGAGCUCUCGAGCCACCGAGUUUUUCGACGGUGAAAAUAAAUAUCGAUAUCCGCGCCCACGCGACCGCCAACCUCGUGCGCGUGUGUUUGCCGGCCUGGCCAGCGGACCAGCGGGGAAAAAUAUCACAUCGUCGCUCUCUUCUGCCGUGUGUCUAGACGCUGCGCGACCUGUCUUCGUCGUCCUCCUCUUUGUCUUCGCCGUCCUCGUCUACGGCGUCUUCGGUGAUUGCCCGCCGCUCCUCGAAAACCCUCUCGGAAUAAUAUACCCAGUGUGUUUCUUGUGGCGAGCCGCGGCGAGGGACGCUCUACAAGGGAAAGAUUCCGCCUCGACGAGCUACUCACGACGCCCUCGACCAGCGAGGUCAGUUUUGUUGGGCGCGCGAGCACACCUGAUCGACGCAGCAUCCGGAAAGCGCGGGAACGAGAGAGGGACAGGUGAGAGACCGAGGAAGGAUAGAGAGGCAAACGGAGCAAGAUGGGAGGUAGACAAAGCAGAAGGUCCGUGGACAUAACGACGACGCCGAAGAAGGAGGGGAUACCGGCCGAUGGGAGUGUCGGGGACGCCGCAGCACCUGGCGACGGCAAGCUGGAGAGGAUCGAGGAGACCGACACGAAGCCCACCACCAACGGCAUAGCGCCGCACACGGACGUCGCCGAGGAUAAGGAGAAGGAUAAGGACGAGGCCACGGAAAAGGAGAAGCAAGAGGAGGUAAAAGCCGAGGAGACCAAGCAAGAGUCUGCCGGAGAGUCGCCCGCGGAAUCGGCGGAGGCCACGACACCCACAGAUGCUACCACCCCCGCCAGUCCAAACGCUGCAACCUCUCCAGACAGCAAGGAGCCCAAAAAGAAGGACAAGAUGAAGAAAAAGUGGUCCUUCAGGUCGAUCAGCUUCAGCAAGAAGGACAAGAAUAAGCCGGCUCGCGACGAAGCGCCCAAGAAUGGAGACGUCACCAAGGAGGAAAUUCUCGCAGAGGGUGGGGAAGAGGCGGAGAACGGCUCGGCAACAGCGGGCAGCCCGGUGGAGGAGAAGUCGGCAGUAAGUAGUCCAUCGGUGGAGACCGAGGCGGCGCCGGCGUCGGCGGCGUCCGCGGUGGCGUCCACCGAGUCGAAGGAGGAGGCGUCCUCGCCGUCCGCAGCAGCGACAACAGCAACGGCGGCUAGUAGCCCAGCCGACGAAAAGCAAGAGGAACCCACUCCCUCUGCCCCCACUCCCGUCCCUGUCGAGGAAAAGAAAGAGGAGGUCGAAAAACUCGAGGCCGAGAAAAAAGUAGUCGAGGUCAGUCCAGCCGGUGGUCAGUUCGUACCGGACCCGGUAGAAGUCUCCGUUUUCCGAGUCCAGACAGUCGCUACGCCGUCGUCUAUCAUUGAGAGGAAAACCAGUGAGGAUAUUCCUUCCCUGCCUCCGUCCAGUCCGCCACCGACGCCCAUAGAUCCGUCGCCGUUGCAGCAGGCUCAGCAGGCCGCGGCUACCGCGAGCCUGCUCGCGGUGGCCUUGAAAUUGCCUGCCGAGGCUGCUGCCGACGAAGAUCCGCUCUCAGAUCCCGUCACCGAUCCCCUCACCGAUCCCGUCACAGAUCCCGUCGCAGACCCCGUUGCAGACCCUGUCGCAGACCCCGUCACAGACCCGGUCACAGACGAACCACCCCCGACACCAUCGGAAUCUCGCGAUGUCCCCCAGAGACCACACGUUUCACCCCCAGACGAAUCCCGAACAGAACAGGCCCCGACUCCUCCCCCGCAGCUAGAGGCUCUGCCGGUGGUAGAUACCGUCGUUGACGUCGACGCAGACGUCAACGUCGUCGCGACUAAGCCGGUGACCGCGGUCGAACAGCCGGAGUCGCCGGAGGUGAAGACCAGAGCUCCUCCGCCGAUCGAACAAGAGAGUCCGAGCGAACCGAAAGAGGAUGCGCCGGUUGCGGUGGCAGAGGCGCCGCCUCCGCUUCCAGAGAAACCGGAGGAUCGAGAAGAGAGUCUCGUGUGCGUGAUGGAACUAGCCUCCGAGGGACCGCAGGAAGAACCGAAGGAAGUCGUCGAGCAGUCGGUAGAGUCGAAAACAGUUCGCGAUAUUGGUAGCGCCGCGUCCAGCGAACAAGAAGUGCCCAAAGAGGAGGCUCCGAAAGUCGUUGAAGAAGAGAUCGCGAUAAAGAAGGAGAAGGAGGUGUUAGCUAAGGAACCGUCGCUCUUGAUCCGCGAUUCUGUGGUAAAUACGGAAGAGGGACCGAUGCCUCUGUCCGAGGAGACGCUGGUCGAGGCUAAGCCUGCGGUAGUCAUCCCGGAGGAAGAGGAGGAGGAGGAGACCGUGGACACCGUUGCCAAAGUCCCAGAAGUGGACACGCAGUCCGUCGAAGCGAUUCCCGACGUGGAAGAGAAGCUGGAACCGACGACGAAGGUGGUCGAACCGGAGGUCGAGCCUCCUAGCAUGGAAGCGAUGCAGGUCGAGCCUCCUAGGAUGGAAGGCAUGCAGGUAGAGCCUCCUAGAAUUGAAGGGAUGCAGGUCAAGCCUCCUAGUAUUGAAGGGAUGCAGGACGAGCCUCUUAGCAUAGAAGCGAUGCAAGUAGAGCCUCCUAGGAUGAAAGAGAUGCAAGUCAAGCCUCCUAGAAUGGAUGCGAUGCAGGUAGAGCCUCCUAUAAUUGAAGGGAUGCAAGUAGAGCCUCCUAGAAUGGAUGCGAUGCAGGUAGAGCCUCCUAGAAUUGAAGGGAUGCAAGUAGAGCCUCCUAGAAUUGAACGGAUGCAAGUAGAGCCUCCUAGGAUGAAAGAGAUGCAGGUAGAGCCUCCUAGGAUGGAAGCGAUGCAGGUCGAGCCUUCUAAAAUUGAAGAGACGCAGGUCGAGCCUCCUAGAAUGGAAGAAAUGCAAGUCGAGCCUCCUGGAAUGGAAGGGAUGCAGGUCGAGCCUCCUGGAAUGGAAGGGAUGCAGGUCGAGCCUCUUAGAACGGAAGGGAUGCAGGUCGUGCCUGAGAUAACGCCUACAGCUUUCGUAGUCGACGAGGUCGUCGUGACCGUUCCGGAGCAGGUCAACCUAGUUCCAGAAGAGGAUUCCUUGCCUCCUCUACCCGCGCCAGGCUCCCCCGAGGCCUGUGUUCCAGAGAAUCUCGAUAUCGACGCCACCGUAGUGCCUUGCCCCGUCGUUGAUCUUGAACCAUGGACCGCGGAGCGGUCUCAGGACGCGGAGAAAAGACCCUCGUCGCCGAAGGAACGAGAGGAGAACGUUCUCCCAGUCUCUCCCUCGAAAUCGCGAGUCUCGGACAGCAAGAAUCAGGAAGAAAACGAAGAGAUCGUCAAGGAUGAAUCACGAACGGAGAUCAGCAGGCUUGAGCCCGUUUCGAUCGAGUCGAACGAGCUUCCCCCGGCGCCCCAGGACACCGUACCCAACACAGACUCGUUCGAGUAUCCCUUACCACCGGAAGAGCUCUCUUGCCCGCUAGCGACGAAUAGUUAUAGUAUCGUACCCGAGACGAAGAGCGAGUUUCCGGUUCCCGACGCGGACGACACGCCCAGCCUGAGAAACCCGACAGAGACGCUACUUCUGACACCGCCCAGAAGUCCCAGUCCCCAGUCCACCGUGACCGGCGCGACCGUGGUGACAACGUCCACGAUAGACUCCUCGCAAACACACUCAGACUACCAAGACCACAACCAAGACCAAGACCAAUACCGCGACCAAGACCGAGACCAACAUCACAGCGACGAGAACGACCGUUCGGCCUGUACUAUCGUACACGAGUACGGGUACGAGGACAGUCAGUUAAGGAAGACAGUAGCCAAGUCUCCGGCGGAGACUGAGAACCAGGAAGAGAGCUCGAUCUCGUGUCAGUUGUCGAACAACACCACGUCGUCAACCACUGUCCAGGAGACCCAUCAGACCACUCCCGAGUCCGAGGCCCCGGUCGAAAAUAAGCUGAUCCAGGACAGUACGACAGAGAGCUCGGAAGAGAAGGUCACGCCUGUAGCCGUCCCGAUCGAGACUCCUGCUCCUCCGCCAUCCGCGCCAGCCAUCACCGAAGACGUUGCCUCUGUGGCCAAAGCCGUUGAGGAGAUCGAAAUAAGUGCUAAGGCUAUCGCGGCAGCAACAAUUGAGUGCACCACGACCGAAAUAAUCGCGGACGCGCCCUACGAGAACAACGUGAACGAAUAAACGCCCCGCCUAACCGAAUUGUAAUUUUUGGGAAGAAGAAAGUUCUUUUCUCUCGUUAAAACCAAAAAAGUAUAUUAUAUAGAUAUGUAUAUUUGGACCAUUCCUGCAAACUAAACAGAUAAAAAAAAAAGAAAAAGCAAAACUGAAAUGAACGUUCUUUCGUUACGAGCAGCAACAACAAAAAAAAUAAAUAAAUAAAUGAUGGAAAAAGCAAAACGACGCAAAAAGUUAACGCAAAAAUAACACGGAAAGUGAGGAGAAAAAGAGGAGGGAGUCACAGCACACAGAAUAAGUAAAAAAGAGGGACAUAACGAUCAAUGGGAAAACGAAACACGGAAAAACAGCAAACGUAAUCGAAAAAACAUAGAGAAUGAAACGGAACGGACGACGAUGUUGCCGCGACAUCGCGAGAGCAUUGUAGACAGUUUAUAGUAGGCCUAUUAAUAAUAAUUAUUAGACUGCAGUUCGACGGCUGGGCGAACGAGGAAUGUCCACGAAUGGCUACGGUCGUGUAUAUCGUCGAGGAGAGAGAGAGAGAGAGAGAAAGGGAGAGAGAGAGAGAGAGAGAGAGAGAGAGAGAGAGAGAGAGAGAGAGAGAGUACGAGGUUUCACGUAGGACGAAACGAAUGGAACGGUCGCUUCCGAGAACACCGAGUGUUGUCUUUCGCCGGUGGUGCGGGCAAUUUGGUCCCUAGCCGAGUGAUUUUUUACUAAUUAUACAAUUUUUCCAACGCGACUUAUCCUCCGAGGGAACAAUAAAUUUUCGCGAGCGAUCGCAGCGACGGUCCCCCGUGUAUUUUCCAUGGGGUCGGUCUCUGCGCUCGAGGCGAAUCGAAACAACAAAUCUGCCAUUGUUAACUAAGCUAAGUCGAAUCACGUGCAACCAUCAUGAAGAACAAGCCGAAGGAAACACGAGAAGAACAUUGUUCGAGGAAGAAGUACUCGUCGGAUCGCGUCCUCCUGUUGCGAUAACGCUUGCUAUCGUAUGUGUGUGAGUGAAAGAGAGAGGGGGGAGGAAGUAAGACUGGUUGGGAAGAGAGUGCUAACGAGAGAAGUGUAAUUAAAGAUCGGAAAUCGAAGUUGCUAAGCAUGCGUGUGGGAGAGAGUCGUCGUAUAACGCGCGCGCGCACGAGAGAGAGAGAGAGAGAGAGAGAGGAGGGAAUGGAGAAUUUGGUACGUUAUCUUCGCCAUGAUGUGUGGUCGUUGAAGAGAGAGGGGCAGGAUCGGAUAGCGAGGGACGAGGGGAGAGGCAAACAGAUGAAUUAAAGAAUAUGUCGAAGCGCACGAGUAAUGAAACACUCGGAUCGCGAUUCUCAAGGACGGUCGACGAUUAUUUUGCUCGUAUUUCAUUCGCGGUCCUUGGUUCUUUUCUUUUCUUUUUCUUUGGGUAAUUGUACAAUCGAAAGAGGUUUUUACGUUGUAACGAGGAACUGCACACACACACUUUCUAGGUAUGACUCUUAGUACACGAGACACACGAGAGAGAACGAGAGGUAAACACGUACACAAGGUAUAAUUCCAAGACGAUUUUCACAGGUAGAAGAGAGCGAAAGAGAGAGAGAGAGAGAGAGAGAGAGAGAGAGAGAGAGAGAGAGAGAGAGAGAGAUACACAGACACACAACAAUCAUACACGCGAGAUAAGAAAGCAAAAAAGAAUGGUAUGAAUAAUAUUAAUUAAUAAUUAAUAAUAAUAAUAAUAAUAAUUGAAAAAGGAAAAAAAAGGAAACACAAAAAUUACACACGAGGAAAGCAUACACAGUAAGCCGAGACAAGAAUGUAAGUGAUAUAUAAUCUAGACAUAGAGGAAGCGUUUGUGUAAAUUCGGCGUUCGUUCGAAAUGCUACUUCUCCAUAUGAGAAACUACUUACGAGGAAGCCUAUUCGUAAUUUUAUAAUAAUCAUUAACUACAACAAAAAAAAAAGGUAUCGCCUAACUACGAUUUACAAAACAUUGCACAAUUUUACCAGCCGAGGGGGAAAGAAAGAGAGAAAAAAAAGAAAACAACGGAUUCGUUCGCGUACGGAUCACACGCGCCCAUCGAGUAUAAAUGAUAAUUACCUACGAGAAGCUUUCUUUUUUAUUAAGAACCGUAGUGUAGAUCGUAAAGUUAAAAACACAGAAAAGAACAAAACGAAGAUGCGCAUUACAUGUAAAUGCUCCAAAAUCUCAGAAUAACUUGUAAGUGUUAAAAAAAGGAGAAAAGAAACGAAAAAGGAUAAAAGAUGGAGCGAGCGUUUUCAAUGUGGCCGCGACCGGCAUUGAUUUUUAAACGAUAUAUAUUAUUAUUAUUAAUGAGUAAGGAGAAAGAGGUAAAAUUAAAAGUUGUAUAGUAAACCAUUUUCAUUAAAUAUAUUGUCCGUAAAAUGAUCUUUACAACGAAAUUACAUCGUUUUUUCGAGACAAGUUUUGGCGACGAGAGCGAACUUUUUUUAUUUAAACGAAGAGAGAAAAAAGAAGAUGAAAAAAGAAAAAAUAAUCCUUGAAACACCCGACUGAUUAUCUGUACACUCGCAAAAACUAUCGAUCGUUGAAAUCCUGAGGCGUCGCCGACGCAAGCUUCCUCGUUUAUUUAUUUUGCGCUCCGGAAAGAAAUGAAAAAGUACUACAAAAUUAUAAAUGAGACUUUUGAGUCGAAGACGCCUCAGACAGAGAAUAACAGUCUUCAGUAUCUUCGAUGAGCAGUUAUAAUAGUAAUUAAACUAUUCUACAUUUAUCUAUAACCUAUAAUAAACUGUGAAACAAGUGUAAAACGA
Megalopta genalis is the source of this 7028-nucleotide messenger RNA. RefSeq lists its product as uncharacterized. The record is from RefSeq and is a predicted model, not a curated record. Lineage: Eukaryota; Metazoa; Arthropoda; Insecta; Hymenoptera; Halictidae.